AUGGGCAAACGUAACGUCAGCGAGUCAGAAAUGAAUGAAUCGGCUGUUUCAGCCAACGGAGAAUUGGAAGCACCAACAACCGAAAAAGACGAAUAUCAAACACUUUGCGAUUUGGUCAACCCAAUUGCUCAACCAUUGGCUAACAGAAAAUUGGCAAAGAAAUUGUAUAAGGUGAGAAAGAAAACACAAAAAUAGACAAGCGGAAAAAAGUUAAAAUUUUGAGGCAUAACCUCAUAAAUAUAUUGUAAAUAGAAAAAGACUACGUAUCCAUGGAAAUGUUUCUUUUUUUGUAGCUCAUUAAAAAAUCAUCUGGAAACAACAAAUUGUUGAGAGAAGGAAUCAAGGAUGUACAAAAAGAAUUGAGAAGAAAUCAAAAAGGAAUCUGUAUUUUGGCAGGUUUGUUGGCUUUUACGACAUUUAUAAACAUCAAAAACAUUCGAAACAUCAACAACACUUUCGUGAAUCAUUCAUGACAGUUUAGCAACAAAAAAAUGAACGUUUGCAUGAAGGCUUAGAUGUUUCUCGUAAAAGAAAACUAUGACAAAAGUUCGAAUCAAAAAAUCAAAUUCAUCAUUAAAGUACUUUUUAAAACGAUUAAACGCGAGGAACUGUUAACGCCCCGAUAAGACUUAUUUCCAAAGUUGAAAAAUAUAUAAUUAUCAUCUAGAAAAAUAGGUUUUUAAGUUAUGGAAUUUUUGAAGGAACAACCCUAGAGAAAAGUAUGACAAAUUAUAAUCGAAUCAAUAUAGUGUGGCAUGCAAACAAUAAACUUACUUGUGAAAGCAGUAAUCAAUCAAAAUUACCAUGGAAAUCGAAAACUAAAUCUCGAUAUUUCAAUUCUCAAAAUCAAUAUUUUCCAGGCAACGUAUCUCCAAUCGACGUCUACUCUCACAUCCCAGGAAUUUGCGAAGAGAAAGAAAUCCCAUACAUUUAUAUUCCAUCUCGCGAACAACUCGGUUUGGCAGUCGGCCAUCGUCGUCCAUCAAUUCUCAUUUUCAUCAAACCAGAUGCCUCUUAUCAAGAAUUGUAUGACGAACUCGCUGAGCAACUUCUUCACUUAACUGUUGAAGUCAACUAA
Messenger RNA from Caenorhabditis angaria, 1078 nucleotides. The record is from the annotation of a GenBank genome assembly. NCBI's taxonomy places the organism in Eukaryota, Metazoa, Nematoda, Chromadorea, Rhabditida, Rhabditidae.